Drosophila innubila is the source of this 2078-nucleotide messenger RNA. RefSeq lists its product as uncharacterized. The record is from RefSeq and is a predicted model, not a curated record. The coding region runs from base 206 to 1324 and encodes 372 amino acids. Lineage: Eukaryota; Metazoa; Arthropoda; Insecta; Diptera; Drosophilidae. The transcript has 4 exons.
UUAUUUUGUGAAUAGUGACAACUGAGCUGCUCUUCACUCAGUUAAUAUCUGUGUAGUGAAAGGCAAAUUUCUUAAAGCCCAACAACAAAUUUGUGAACUACUUUGCAUUGAAUGACUAAAGACAAAUACAACGUAUCAGAAGAAUUAGCAAAAGCAUCUUCGCAUAAGAAAUAAUAGUAAUACUUCAAAAAAAAGUUGCUAAGUGAUGAAUUGGCGGGAAUCAACUCGCAGCAAGGACCACAACAGGUCUAGUGCACAAAUAUGUGUUUAUCUCUUCUGCAUAGUUAUUUCAUGCUAUGUUAAUAGCGGAGAUGCACAUGGAAGACUUAUAGAACCACCGAGUAGAGCAUCAGCUUGGCGUUAUGGAUUUCAAACUCCGCCGGACUAUAAUGAUCAUGAACUAUUUUGCGGUGGCUUUACUCGCCAGUGGAAGAAGAAUGAUGGAAAGUGCGGAGAAUGUGGAGAUGCUUGGGACUUGCCUGUACCACGACCACAUGAAAAUGGUGGUCAAUGGGGACAGGGUGUCAUUGUUCGAAGUUAUUUGCCCGGUUCCGACAUGACUAUUCGGGUUGAGCUGACCGCCAGUCACAUGGGAUAUUUUGAGUUCCGAUUAUGUCCAGAACCAAGCGCUAAGCAGAUCUGUUUAGAUAAAAAUGUACUGAAAAUCAUUAGUGGUUCACCCUCACAGCGCAAUCCAACAGAUUUGGAUACCCGAUUCUACCCACGUAAUGGUAGUCGCAUUUAUGAAAUUAAAGCUCAAUUGCCAGAGAUUUUAUGUAAUCAGUGUGUGCUACAAUGGAGUUAUGUAGCCGGAAAUAAUUGGGGCAUGUGUGACGAUGGCAAUGGUGCAGUUGGCUGUGGUCCUCAGGAGGAGUUUCGAGCAUGUUCGGAUAUUGCAUUAACAUCAGAUGCCCGUCCUCCAAUUCGUCCUGUUCGACCCACAAUCCGUGUCACUACAACACCUCAAAGUCCUAAGAAGGAUCAUGUUGAAGUUCAUAAUGAUAAUUUCAAUUCACUUAUAUUCUUGAUCACUCUAAUUUUGCUAUUGAUUUUCUCUGGAAUCGGAAUAUGGCUUGUCUUUAAGUAUUAUCCACUCAAAGUCGCCGAAUGGAAGAAAUCAUUAUUAGCACGGUUAGGCAAGAAGGAAAUAAAUUCAUCUAAAGUAAAUUUAACCCAUAAUCCUAUAAUGUCGAUCGAUGACAUUGAAAAAACUAAGGACGGGAAAGAUGUUAGUCAGAUCUCAAAUAUACAAAUAGCUCAGCCGAUUCCACCACCCCGACCUAAGCGAGACUCGCGUGCUAAGGAAAAUUCCAAUAUAUCCUAAAAAUGCUUUUUUACUGCCGGUACUGAUCCAACAGUGUUGACAUUAUGUAUUUAACAUAGUAAUAUUCCCUUGCAUUUCUUUGCUUUAAAUCAAAUAAGUUACAAAGCUAAUUAUUAUUGCUUAAUUUAUAUUCUCUAUUAUUCCUAUUCUACUUAGCUCACCACCUCAAAUCCCCAAAAAGGAUCAAGUUAAAGAUAAUAAUGAUAAUUUUAGUUCACUUUUAUUCUUGAUCAGUCUUAUUUUGCUAUUGAUUUUCUCUGGCAUCGGAACAUGGCUGAUCUAUAAGCAUUAUCCACUUAAAGUCGCCGAAUUGAAGAAAGCAUUAUUGACAAGGCUAUGGAAGAAGGAAGUGAAUUCAUCGAAAAUAAAUGUAACCCGUAAUCCUUAAUGUCGAUCGAUCACAUUAAAAAAACGGCAAAGAUGUGAGUUAGAUAUAAGAUAUACAACUAGCUCCGCCGAUUCCACUAAACCGAACUAUAUAUCCUAAAAAUACUUUUUACUGCCGACACUAAUCCAACUGUGUUCACAAUAUGUAUUUAACAUAGUAAUAUUCUUUUGCAUUUCUUUAUUUUAAAUCAAAUAAGCUACAAAGCUAAUUAUAAUUGCUUAAUUCUAAGCAAUAGACUUAUUAUGUUGACUUCACUUUAUUUAGAUUUUAAGAUACGUAAAUUUUAAAUAUUUAUUGACGACUGAAAUACUUUAAUAUAAGUAUUUUAAGAUCAUUUGUAUAUGUGAUACCAAUAUAAACACAUUC